Lytechinus variegatus (green sea urchin) is the source of this 1890-nucleotide messenger RNA. RefSeq names its product aladin-like. The record is from RefSeq and is a predicted model, not a curated record. Lineage: Eukaryota; Metazoa; Echinodermata; Echinoidea; Temnopleuroida; Toxopneustidae. Gene Ontology annotation, molecular function: protein binding. Gene Ontology annotation, biological process: nucleocytoplasmic transport. Gene Ontology annotation, cellular component: nuclear pore.
UUGUACCUCAGACCACAGUUACCGCUAAUUCCUUUCAAAUGAUGAUCAAAACAUAGUCAUUUUCAAUCCUUUUGUUGGUCAACAUAACUUAAGUUGCCAUCUUGGAUGACGUUACCUCGUGCGAAGUUUGUGCAGGCUCCAUUCCACUUCACUACCGCUACACUACACUCCACCUACCCGAACUUCAGAAUUGUGAACUCGUUCGGAUACUCCUAGAGGCAAAGCAUGUGCUCCCUUGCUGAAGGACCGCCCCCUCCUGCAGACGGAUGUAUCACUGUCUGUGAAGAGAACGGAGAUUUGGUCACCAUUCAUGCCAGCAAUGCCCCUGUCAAUUAUACACCACGGAUUGCUGGUUUUGAGUACCCUAGCAUCAGCACCUCAACCGAGACCCUCUGCUCCCUGGCGACAGAUGAGGCAGCCCAGUCUGCCUUUCAACCUCAUGUUGAUGAAGUGUCGCUAUGGAAACAAGCUUGGUACACUUGCCGUGUUCAUGGUGUGACAGAGAUGCUGGACGAACUCUCUAAAAAUGACUCAGCUCCUUGGCCUAUCACCAUGCUUGCCUGUGGAUGUCGUAAUACAGUAACCUGGGCCAAUUCUUUCAGAGGCUCCCUUUAUCCUCAUUUGAUGCUCUCUCCUGAUGAGAUGAUCAAUGAGUUCAGUGCAGCCAAGGACUGGGAGGAGAGUGAGAUCAGAGCCUUUGCAUGGCACCAACACACCAACAAAUGUGCUGUAGCUUGGAAGGAUAAUACUGUUAAGAUAUUCAUAUCAGGGAGUGAUGUAGUCCCAACACUGAAGCACCGUCACCAGAGGGGCGUGUCUUGCCUUGCAUGGAAACCCUUGUCCGCCACGGUAUUGGCCGUCGGUUGCCACGGUUGCAUCCUAAUUUGGCAUAUAGAUCCCAAUUCACAAUCUACCAGGCCAACAGCCAGUGCAGCCCAGGUUCUAUCCCACAAUGGUCAUGCACCAAUAACCUGUCUGAGUUGGGACCCUAGAGGGCGACUUUUGGUUUCAUCAUCUCCAAGUGAUACUGCCAUACUGGUUUGGGAUGUCCCAAGAGAGGCCUGUGUGCCUUUAAGGCGGGCAGGUGGAGGUGGUGUCGCCCUCUUGAGGUACUCUCCAGACAGCUCCAAGCUCUUUGCUUCCUCUCCAUCUCAAGUAUUCAGAGUUUGGGAAACCAGAACAUGGACGUGCGAGAAGUGGACACAGUUGUCGGGUCGAUGUCAGAGCGCCUGCUGGAGUCCUGACGGUCGGUUCCUUCUCUUCUGUACAGAGAACGAGCCAGCCAUCUUUGCCCUGAACUUCAUUCACAGUGGAAGUAAAACGGGCGGGGCCGAGUCUGCCAUCAAGUGUGCCGACGUCUCAGAGCUUGCCAUUGAUUGUGAUGGGCAGGAGACAAGGGUUGGUGGUUUGAUCCAGGACAUGGUAUGGGAUAACUCGGGAGAGAGAUUGGCUGUCCUCUUCAAAGGCAACCCAGAAACGGGAAAUGCUGGUGAUCUCAUUGCCCUCUUCAACACCAGGCUAACACCUACGCUGCAACUCAUUCCCAGUGGCUUUGUACGAGGUGAGCCAGGGGAGGUUCCAGAGCUGAUCUCGUUCAAGCCUAACUUCAACCGUGGUGCUCUUCUUACAAUUUGCUGGCACAGUGGCAAGGUGACCUUCAUCCCUCUGCUCUUCAUACCCUCAUCUACAAUGGCCGAGAAUGGAGCAAUCCCGGCCCACUUUACACAAAAGAGCACCCCACUUCCACAAGAACUGUUCUCAGUGUCAAACUCAAAUAAGUGAAACUGAUUAGCUCAGUCUUAGGUGAUUUAAUGAGCAAUGCAAUGCUAGUCUUCCCAGAUCAAAGCAAGAGGUAAUGUGUGGGAGUAUGCAUUCCUUCAUGAUGGACAA